Molecule: messenger RNA, 2501 nt
Organism: Egretta garzetta (little egret)
Lineage: Eukaryota; Metazoa; Chordata; Aves; Pelecaniformes; Ardeidae
Gene: NDUFS4
Product: NADH:ubiquinone oxidoreductase subunit S4
Exons: 5
Coding region: 1965-2396 (143 amino acids)
Biological process (GO): electron transport chain
Source: RefSeq, a predicted model, not a curated record
CAUAUGUUAAAAUAGGGCUUAGUAGACUUCCGGAUCUGGGAAGACCAGCAAGCUACCCAAAGAUGCACAAAGCUCUGACUGCAUCUCGUUAAUAGAAGCGCUGUUUAGCCAGUGCUAGUGCUAGCCAGUGUGACAUUUUUGUCAAGUUUGGAAUAAGUAGCAUGUUGCAGUCGUUGUAUUUCUUAUUAUUUUAUCCAACUGUAAUGCAUGUCUGCUACUUACUCUGUGCGGGAUAAUGUUAUGUGUGGUGUUACCAGGUUCAGACAUCAGAAGCUUUGGUUUUCAUUAAUAAAAAAAAAAAAUAGUUCUGCAGCGUUUAACUUCAUGAAAAUUAAUUCCAGUGGCUAACUGCAUCUGCAAACAGUACCUGGAAUAAAAUUUCAAGAUAUGACCAGAGGGAAAAGUUUUCUGAGGUUUUGUCCUUGCUGUGUAAGUGGUGCUUAUACAUAGUUUCAUUUUGGUUAUUCACAGAAGACAAAGACCUUCUAAAAUACACAUCUAACUUGAAUUAUACAAUUUUAUCUUGAAUAUCUAUUUUAUUUUUAAUGCAUAUCAGAGAAAGUAUGGUGAAUCAGACUAUCUUAUAACAUAGUAGUACAACUGUAAACUGAAAUGCAGAAUAAAACUCCAGGGAGUUUUUUUGGUCAUUAGAUUGUGGUGACAUGGAGGUUUGGAGCAGACUCAAGAUGAAAGGUGUAGAAAGACAAAUAGACAUAGCAUGGGGAGAAAAAGAUGAAAAACACUGCCCUUUGUACACUUCAAUAACAUAAGUUUAAAAAACUCCAGGCUACAGUGAGGGUUCAUCUGAUCUUCCAGACAGCCUGACACAGUAAUUUGGAAGAAGUAGAUACUUCAUAUAGCUAAGCAUUUAAUACAUUUAAAACCCAUUCCCUUUGACUCUGUCCACACUGUUCAAGUAAUGAUUGUGUGGAUAAGAGAGGGUCUAGCAGCCAAAUCUUGCAUAUUCACUGUGACUGAAAGCGUCAUCGGUGGUUAAUUUUUAUAGUUGCAUGUCCUUUGAUGAUGAUCCUGUGUCUGGCUCUUGUGAAGGAAGGCCUUCUUACCCCAUCAGUUUUGCAUGAUUUGAGGAAGAGAGGAGGAGAUUUCUGGCAGGCAGGAUUACUUGACUCCUUUUGCAGUACUUUACGUAGGAUCUCAAAGUUGCUAAUCCUUCACUGCUUGCUUCUGUCCUGUAAGAGUUGAUGGGCCAACAGUAUACUGUCUUAUUAAUGACUGGUGUGUUGUUUAUGAAUGUGCACCUUUAGUACGAGGUCAGGGUGGCUCUGGUGAACCAGACUGGUGUUUUAGUUUUCCUGCUUUUGGCUUCUCUAUUUGGCAUUAUGGGAAGUAGAGUGUAGGAAAUGAAAAGAGGAAGCUUUGGAAAGCUCCCAUGGAGGAACAAAAGAUGUUAGAUGUAAUGAAACAUUGGAGCAAUAGGAUGUUGCUGUCAAAGUAAAGAAUUCUGUCACAGAUUAGAGAAGUGAAAAAGUGGAAAAUACCAUGUAUCAUGUAGUUUAGCUGCCUUCUAAUGCACAACUUGCCUCCUAGUGAGCUAAGAUCAAGACCAUUCUUGUUCUGAAAGUUGUAUGGGAUUCCCAUAAUGUUUCUUAAAGUUUCAGGAUUGCUCUAAGUGAGGAAGAGGAGGGGUGGACAGACAUGAAACUAAGAGGCAGAAGGGGAAAAGAUGUUGGGAGAGCCAAAAUUUGAGAAUGGGGGCAAGGGAGAAAUGUGGUGUUCUGGAGAUGGCUACUUUUCUAAUGUAAUUAUGUAGGAGUAAGUAGAGCAGGCGUUACGACAGCAGGAUGUUCCUGAUGAGGCUUCUUUAAAUCGCUGUUCAUAUAACUUGGAGUGACUUACUUUAAUUACAUUCGGUUCCUUCACUUUUGGAAUUAGAAACCCAGAGGAGGAGGAGUGAGCCUUUUCAGCAAGAGAAGGUUUAAUAGAGACAAGCAGACAGAUAUUUAAUGUCACUGAGCACUUCCACAUGGCGGCUGGCACAGGACCAAACUCGAGACACGCAACUCAUCACAGUUGAUGAAAAAUUGGAUAUCACUGCUUUAACUGGUGUUCCAGAUGAGCACAUCAAAACCAGAAAAGUUCACAUUUUUGUUCCAGCACGUAACGCAAUGCAGGCCGGAGUUAACAAUACAAAGAAAUGGAAGAUGGAAUUUGAUAACAGGGAGCGCUGGGAGAACCCUUUAAUGGGCUGGGCAUCUACAGCUGAUCCUUUAUCCAACAUGGUUCUUACUUUCUCUACUAAAGAAGAUGCCAUUGCCUUUGCUGAAAAAAAUGGCUGGAGCUAUGACGUUGAAGAGAAGAAGAUUCCAAAACCUAAAUCCAAGUCUUAUGGUGCAAACUUUUCUUGGAACAAAAGAACAAGGGUGUCUACAAAAUAGGUUGGCAUUGGCUGUCUGACUGUGAAUAAAGUCAGCUGUGCUAUAUUUAUAGUCCAUGUAUAAUACAUCUCUUAAUCUCCUAAUAAAUUUGACCUUUAAACUACA